AGCUGUGGCUGUUUUGGGCUGGCCCUAGCUCUGUUGCUGGCCCUGGCAGGACCCGGCGAGACUCUGCAGAACGUCACUGCCCAGCUCUUCGGGCCAGAGGCCUACGGGACCCUGGCGGCAUUCGGCGACUUUAACUCAGACAAGCAGACGGACCUGUUUGUGCUGCGAGGCGGAAGUGAGUUGGUUAUCUUCUUGGCUGACCAAAAGGAGCCCUACUUUAAGCCCCGUGUUAAGUUACCAAUGAAAUCUGUCGGUGUUACCAUAACCAGCGUAGUUCCUGGAGAUUAUGAUGGUGAUUCACAAAUGGAUGUGCUCUUGACUACCCGGGCACAAAAUCAUGGCAGAGAUGAACUUUCAGUGUUUAUUUUCUGGGGGCACAACCAAACAUUAGAUCUUAACCAUAAAACUAUGUUAAAUAAGACUUUUCAUGAUGAGCCUCUAGUAAUGGACUUUAAUGGAGACUUGAUUCCUGAUGUCUUUGGUGUGACAAGCGAUUCAAGUAAGCCACAGAUACUGAUAGGCGGGAACUUAUCAUGGCAUGCUGCAUUGGAAACUCAAAGUAAAAUGUAUAUACCACACUCUCAUGCGUUUAUAGAUUUAAAUAGUGACUUCACUGCUGAUUUGUUCCUUACUACAUUACCAAAUUCAGAAAACAUUCAGUUUGAGACAUGGGUAAAUAAGGAUGGGAACUUCUCUAAAGCUGAAAAAAUUCAGAAAAUGCCUAGUGGUGUGAAAGUUGUUGGACAGUCCGUGUUUGCAGAUUUUGAUGGAGACGGACAAAGUGAACAUUUAUUACCAGUCUGUGAAGAUACAACAUGUCAAAAAAGUGCCAUCUACUUAACUAAGCUAGGAAUGGAUCAGUGGAUUCCAGUCUUGCAAGACUUCAGAAAUAAAGAGACACUCUGGGGCUUCGUACCAUAUCAAAGUGACAAAUCUUCAACAGAAACUUCAUUUCCAAUUACACUUCAUAUUGGAGAUUACAAUAUGGAUGGCUACCCAGAUGCUCUUGCUAUACUAAAGAACACAUCUGGAAGCAAUCAACAGGCAUUUUUACUAGAAAAUGUCCCAUGCAAUAACAUAAGCUGCAAGAGUGUACAUCGCAUGUUUAAAGUUUUUUGGGAGCUCUCGGAUCUAAAUCAAAUCAAGGAUGCGGUGGUAGCAACCUUCUUCGACAUAUACGAGGAUGGGAUUUUGGAUAUCAUUGUGCUAAGCAAAGGCUACUCCAACAGGGACUUUGCUAUCCAUACGUUAAAAAAUAACUUUGAAGCAGAUGCCUAUUUUGUUAAAGUUAUUGUUCUCAGUGGCCUCUGUUCUAAUGACUGUCCUCGGAAAAUAACACCUUUCGGUGUUAAUCAGCCUGGUCCUUACAUCAUGUACACUACUGUAGAUGCAAAUGGAUACCUGAAAAAUGGGUCAGCUGGACAGCUUAGCCAAUCAGCGCAUUAUGCUCUGCAGCUUCCAUACAACGUACUAGGCUUGGGACGUAGUGCUAAUUUCCUUGACCAUUUGUAUGUUGGCAUUCCUCGUCCUUUAGGAGAAAAGUCUCCAAGAAAACAAGAAUGGACGGCUAUCAUACCAAACUCCCAGCUUAUAGUUAUUCCCUAUCCUCAUAAUGUUCCUCGAAGCUGGAGUGCCAAGCUGUAUCUGACCCCAAGUAACAUUGUGCUGCUAACAGCUAUAGCCUUAAUUGGUGUCUGUGUUUUCAUCCUGGCUAUAAUUGGCAUAUUACACUGGCAAGAAAAGAAAGCAGAUGACAGAGAGAAGCGACAGGAGGCUCAUCGGUUCCAUUUUGAUGCUAUGUGACAUGCCUUAGUAUUUAUGAAGGAGCUGCUACUCAUUUGCUCAAUUGAAAUACUAAAUUCUGGUUUGUAAAAUAAUUACUGUGCAAGUACUGCUGGUAUGCUAUUUGUAAAUGUUGCAUUAUUUGGUAUUUAUUUGGAAAGUAUUAAAAUCAGACCUGAAUGUCUCACGAGGCUUUUCAGUUAACAGACUGUAUAUAAUAGCAUUUCAUCUUUAUUUAACAGAACUAUGAUUUUAUUUUUCUUAGUAAAGUGAUCAGAUUGCAUGUAUCAUUAUUUAUGUACCACCCGUUCUUUAGUAGUAUUUGAUAGAAAGAAAUCUGUCUAAAUAAAGUUUAGUGUUUCAGUGAGCAGAA
Messenger RNA from Pezoporus flaviventris, 2155 nucleotides. It is a transcript of the gene ITFG1, whose product is annotated as integrin alpha FG-GAP repeat containing 1. Lineage: Eukaryota; Metazoa; Chordata; Aves; Psittaciformes; Psittacidae. The transcript is spliced from 18 exons. Gene Ontology annotation, cellular component: plasma membrane. The record is from RefSeq and is a predicted model, not a curated record. Bases 241 to 1803 code for a protein of 520 amino acids.